Molecule: messenger RNA, 169 nt
Organism: Eimeria maxima
Lineage: Eukaryota; Apicomplexa; Conoidasida; Eucoccidiorida; Eimeriidae
Exons: 3
Source: RefSeq, a predicted model, not a curated record
AUGUCUGCUGUUAAAGGUGCUAGUAAUGUAAAGGUUCUUCUCUCCUUCCAUUACAUGGAUCCUUCGCUGCCUGCAGCACAAUCCCCGCUGCUGCAGCAAGCUAUCUUGUUGGCGCAGCAAGAAGCAGAAGCAAAGAAGGAGCCUUUGAACUUGGACUUAGGGUCAAUGG